GGUAAUGUGGCGCCCCUUUACCAUGCGCCUUAUCCACUGGUGGCUGUGGUCGUUUCAAAACCAUGUUUCACACAAAAAAAUGAAGCAGCUAACAGUUUGAUCUCCAAGCAAUCUCCUUACAAUGGCUUCCUUAACUCUCUCUCCUGCAACCACUUCCCAGCUAUGUUCCAGCAAGAGUGCAAUGUUCUCAUCAGCAAAUGGCUUUGCUGUGAACAGCAAGAGAACACAGAUGAUGGGAAGGGGAAAGGGAAAGGGAAUGAGAGUCACUUGCCAGGCAGGCAGUAUUGCUGCUGAUAGAGUGCCAGACAUGGAGAAGAGGAAGCUUAUGAAUCUGCUUCUUCUAGGUGCUAUCUCACUUCCCACUGGCUUCAUGUUGGUUCCCUAUGCCACUUUCUUUGCUCCACCUGGCUCCGGUGCCGGCGCUGGUGGUCAAGUUGCCAAGGAUGCUCUUGGAAACGACGUGCUUGCAGCUGAAUGGCUUAAGACUCAUGGACCAGGUGACAGGACCCUCACACAAGGAUUGAAGGGUGAUCCUACAUACCUUGUUGUGGAGAAAGAUAAAACUCUUGCCACAUAUGCAAUCAAUGCCGUCUGCACUCACCUUGGCUGUGUCGUGCCAUUUAACAAGGCGGAGAACAAGUUCGUAUGCCCCUGCCAUGGAUCCCAGUACAAUGACCAAGGAAGAGUUGUCAGAGGACCUGCUCCUUUGUCUCUGGCGUUGGCUCAUUGUGAUAUUGAUGAUGGGAAGGUCGUGUUUGUUCCAUGGGUUGAAACCGAUUUCAGAACCGGCGAAGAUCCAUGGUGGGCUUAAAAUCAUAAAGCAACUCCUAUGAAAAUACGUAAUUUGAAAUGUUUCGCUAUAUCUUUGCUUCGUUCAUAAACAACUUGUAUCAUAAGAUUCAUGUUGGUUUAAUUUGAAGCUCAUAUGUAUAGGUGUGUGUGUGUGUGUGUGUAUCUGUGCAAGGAGGACCUAAUUAUUUGCCAUCUUCUGAUCUUCUCUUUAUGUAUAAUACUGGCUUUUGCAAAGCCUAUUGGAUUGUACUGUCCUGUAGUUGAAGGGUUCCUCUGCGGUGUUCCAUUGGGAA
This is a messenger RNA of Pyrus x bretschneideri (Chinese white pear), 1085 nucleotides long. RefSeq names its product cytochrome b6-f complex iron-sulfur subunit, chloroplastic. The record is from RefSeq and is a predicted model, not a curated record. Gene Ontology annotation, cellular component: plasma membrane. The coding region runs from base 122 to 811 and encodes 229 amino acids. Gene Ontology annotation, molecular function: 2 iron, 2 sulfur cluster binding; oxidoreductase activity. Lineage: Eukaryota; Viridiplantae; Streptophyta; Magnoliopsida; Rosales; Rosaceae. The transcript is spliced from 5 exons.